CACUCCGAUCCACACACGCUACAAGAGGUGCAUUCUCUUAUCCCGCUGCACUACCUAGGGGUGGACUGGCCCUGCGGGCGGAUUUUUUUCUCUUCCUGUCUCCAGUUACCUGUGCGGUGUCAGCGGCGGGCGCUUGGCGCUUGGGACCAGAUGUGACAGAAUUACGCACCGUGGAACGCAGCGGUGGAUGAGAGCACGCACGUCGGCUACUUUUCGGGGACUUUCCCUAGAAACAUUUGAAUGUGAAGAGCGGCGUCUUGCCAAUGUCCCAGCUGGUUCACGGCUGCUCCCCCCCGCCUCACGCCACCGGGGCUGGACGGUGAGACCGGUGCGCGCACUCGGACCCCUUGGACAGACGCGUUUGACGGAUGCAUUUCCUCGCGUAUCGCAGCUGGAUCCUGGAUCCUUCCCACUUGUUCUGCGUCCCUUGUACGUUGUUUGGUGGAGAGCGGCGGCGUGAAGAGAAUGUGGCUUGCGCAAAUCGAGCGCUGGUCUGAACCGACUCGACCUGUUCUACCUGGACACUUGCGCACGCCUUUGCGCUCCUGAAGCGUCGCCUGGACCCCCCGCGCGUCUUGGGGCAGAACUCUGAUGUUGAAAAGACAAAGGCUGAACACUGAAUCCUCUACUCAAGACGGCAAGUGAAGAUGGGUCCUACGUGUUCAAUGUGUACUUCGUUAGAUUGGCGUCCAGUCUAGUGAACAUCAUCAGCGAUGUAGUCAGCUUGUUCAUCUGCGUGCUGAUCAUUUGCAGUAAGUACUCACAUCUGCUCAAACGGGAGACCAUGAAGAUGAUCCUCCUGCGCAAAUUCCGGGUUCUGAUCCUCCUGGUGUUCCUCAUCGCGUGCUCCAUGCACAUCAUGAUCGACUUGUUACCGAAGCUGGAGAGGCACGGCGGCGGCGGCGGCGGCGGCUGCUCCUGCUCGCACACGCCGAGCGAGGAGCCCCAGAGCUGGGGGAAGCAGGGCUGGCCUAACAAGCACACCCUGCGGAUCCUGCAGGACUUCAGCAACGAGCCCAGCUCCAAUGUUUCCUCCCACUCCCUGGAAAGGAUCCCGGCGGCGGGCGACAAGACGCAGGCUCUCAAGAGGCUGGAGCAGCACGGGCUGCGCGGGGACCGGAAGAGGCAGCUCAUCCAGGACACCGCCGCCGCCGAGCACUCGGCGCUCGGGGGCUCAAGGUUGUUGGCGCUCUACGACCACCCCUUAUACAAGAGACCCCUGCCACCGCUGACAGACGAGGACACGCUGUUCAACGUCAACACGGACAUCAGAUUUGACCCCAAAGCAGCAGAGGAUCAGACAUGGAAUACUGAAGGCACCGUAGAUGAGUUCGGCCCCACAGGGGAGCUGACGGCUGAGUCCUACCCCAACUGGCUCCGCUUCCACAUUGGGAUUAAUCGAUUCGAACUGUACUCCAGACACAACCCGGUCAUUGAUGCGCUCCUGAAGGACCUGGUCACCCAGAGGAUCACCAGUGUGGCAAUGAAGUCCGGAGGCACUCAGCUGAAGCUCAUAAUGACCUUCCAGAACUACGGCCAGGCUCUGUUCAAACCCAUGAAGCAGACCCGGGAGCAGGAGACUCCGCCAGACUUCUUCUACUUCUCCGACUUUGAGAGACACAACGCUGAGAUUGCUGCCUUCCACCUGGACAAGAUCCUGGACUUUCGCCGCGUGCCCCCUGUGGCCGGCAGGCUGGUCAACAUGACGAAGGAGAUCCGAGAUGUCACGCGAGACAAGAAGCUCUGGAGGACCUUCUUCAUUUCACCAGCCAACAACGUGUGCUUCUACGGAGAGUGUUCCUACUACUGCUCCACUGAGCACGCUCUGUGUGGCAAGCCGGACCAGAUAGAAGGAUCCCUGGCGGCUUUCCUGCCCGACCUGGCCCUCGCCAAACGCAAGACCUGGAGGAACCCGUGGAGACGCUCCUACCACAAACGCAAGAAGGCCGAAUGGGAGGUGGACCCAGACUACUGCGAGGAGGUCAAACAGACUCCACCUUAUGACAGUGGGACAAGACUGCUGGACAUCAUGGACAUGACCAUCUUCGACUUCCUCAUGGGCAACAUGGAUCGCCACCAUUAUGAGACGUUCGAAAAGUUUGGAAACGAGACCUUCAUCAUCCAUCUGGACAACGGCCGAGGCUUUGGGAAGCACUCCCACGAUGAGAUUUCCAUUCUGGUGCCAUUGACCCAGUGCUGCAGAGUGAAGAAGUCGACCCACUUGCGUCUGCAGCUGCUGGCUAAGGAAGAAUACAAGCUGUCCAUGCUCAUGGCAGAAUCCCUGGUGAGGGACCGCCUCAGUCCCAUCCUCAUCCAGCCACACCUGGAUGCCAUGGACCGACGUCUACGCCAGGUGCUGAAUGUGCUGUCGGGGUGCAUCGAAAAGGAAGGCUACGGUUACGUGGUGGAGGACGACCUCCGGGUGGAGCGAGGGACAGACCACUUUCACACAGGCCCGCGACGGAGGUAGCUGUCUGCGGGGGGGGGGCGCUGGCGGCUGGAUGGAACUGAACUGAACUCCUGGAGACAGGAGGCUUGACUGAGCAGAUCCAGUCUUCCUCUUCGACUGAACUAACACGGAUGAGCUCCAUGUGCGCUGUAUUCCUCAGAGGGCUCGAUUUGCGCUGAACUUACAGGGAAGCCCACCUGUCUGAGAUAAGCUGUCUGGAAGUAGAGGCCUGCUGGAUAGGACUGGACUCUGACAAAGCUCGAGACGCAGGUUAUGUCGCAGACCCUUCGGACGGAUCUGGGGUCCCGCGCAGAACUGAAGCGCCCCACGUCACCUAGACUCCUUAAAACAUCCGACCCUGACUCUAGUGUAGGAUAAGUCUCACCACGGCUGACCCACGCACCCACUGACCCACCGCAGCAUCACCAAACCGGUCUCGCGAGAGGCGCCUUCUCUCUGUCUCGUUCAGGACCCUUGCUUUUUGAAUUCAGUGAAUUCUGAGGGACUCGUGAAGGAUCUCCGGACCCUCCCCUCCGCUCUCUUCACAUGCUGAGUUAUGUGUUUCAAAGUGUCGUCGGUAAUGCAAGUGUUUCGGCCGAACAUUCACAGUGGAGGAGGAGGAGGGGCGUUGACUUCCUGUUGUCUUAAUUAUCAAAAUGUUGUUCUGAGUUUUGCUGCAGAAUGUUUUAUUGGGUUGUGUCUUCUUUUUAUAUUUCAUUUCUGCUGAGCUGUUUCAGCUCCUACCAUUGGUUUUUUCGAGAUCGGAAGAUUUGAUUGGAGUGCAGGUUUACUCCUGGAAUUGUCCAUUAAUUUUGCCCAUAAAUGUCCUUGAGAGAGUAUUUAUUAAAUAUUCAUAUUUAUUGACACAACACCCUUUAUUCCCCGUUCGUAAGAAUCGACAUCAGAGAGGUGUACUUCUUAAUUUGUCCAGAAGAGGGCAAACUGAGCGUGUGCAAGUGCAGCUGCCAGGUCUGUGCCUCUCGGUUAAAUGAACCCUCUCCAUAUUUCAGCCUAUUCCAGGUAUCAACCUGCUUUUAAAUUGGUUUAUAGUCACCCAUGAGUACUUGUUAGAUUCAGAUGAGCAAGUCUGUGCCUCAACAUUUACUCCAACUACUGUUUGGUUUUUUUCUUCUUCUGUUUUUGCUUCUUUCAAUGCAACAGCCAUGAGGUUAGGUUUCUGGUACCGAGAGCCAAAUGUGACACGAAUAGUUUAGUUUUUUUUCUAUAAUUGUUUCUUUGUAAUAUAUUUGAUGUCCAGAUGUUGCUGUUGUGGAGAGAUUAUUUUUCAGGAUGUAAAUUUCAUUCAAUCGCCAAACAGCUGAUAGCUGAGCUGUUGGUGUCCACGACGAGUUAAUAUAUAUAGUAGGAAGAAAAUCUAGUGCCUGUGCAAUGAUAGAAAUACUUGAAUGUGUGGUUUCACAGUGGAAGAGGGUUGAACUCCUCCCAGGUACGAGAUAAGUUAAUGGAGGUCGACAUGUGUGUGUGUGUGUGUGUGUGUGUCUGUGUGUCUGUGUGUGUGUGUGUGUGUGUGUGUGUGUGUCUGUGCGUGCGUGCGUGCGUGCGUGCGUGCGUGCGUGUGUGUGCUGACCCCAUCCGUUUCCAUACGACUUUUAUUCUGCAGACUGAGUUUUUAACUGUCCCGUGUCAAGGUCAGUACAGUUUGUAUGGACGUAUGGGUGGAUCCACGGAGAACCUUUAGAUGAUCUGUUCCUGAAGUGAAAGUGCUUCUUCUUCUUUUAAUCCAACUCGUUGUUUCUAUGGAUUUUAUUGUUCAUUUCUUUGCAUCAUGGUUAAAAGUGCAAUAAAACAAAAAAGAGCAGAAUA
This is a messenger RNA of Scophthalmus maximus (turbot), 4273 nucleotides long. RefSeq names its product FAM20C golgi associated secretory pathway kinase b (gene fam20cb). The transcript has 11 exons. Lineage: Eukaryota; Metazoa; Chordata; Actinopteri; Pleuronectiformes; Scophthalmidae. Bases 785 to 2470 code for a protein of 561 amino acids. The record is from RefSeq and is a predicted model, not a curated record. Gene Ontology annotation, cellular component: Golgi apparatus. Gene Ontology annotation, molecular function: protein serine/threonine kinase activity. Gene Ontology annotation, biological process: protein phosphorylation.